This is a messenger RNA of Adineta ricciae, 1308 nucleotides long. The record is from the annotation of a GenBank genome assembly. NCBI's taxonomy places the organism in Eukaryota, Metazoa, Rotifera, Eurotatoria, Adinetida, Adinetidae.
AUGCUGCAACCAAAUCAUUCAAUGCGUUCAAUGAAACUCGAUCGUUUUUGCCUUUCAAUAUUACCAAGAAUUGAUGAAAAUAUCAAAUCGCUAGUCGUUGAAUCAGCUUUUAUGAAACAUAUCCUAGGCGCUGGUAAUUAUCCUAAUCUGACUGAACUUACGUUUUAUGAUAUGGACAAAAAAAUUGCUUCGCAGUUUUCACGGAUAACUAGCGAUUUUCAAAUCACAUCAGCAGACUAUACUCAGAAUGUUUAUUCCGUUAUCUUAUCUUUCUUUGUGAAUCUGAAACAUUUAACUAUUGUUGUACAAUCAAUUGUAAAGUUUUACAGAACAUCCCGAAAUUAUCCGUGUUUGUCACUACAUGGAUUACCGACAGAAACGUUUUAUUCUUCAACACUAACGAAGUUAUCUCUUAAUGUAAUUGAUUUAAAUGAUGUUUAUGCUUUGCUUGAUGGUCAUCUUAAACAACUGACAACAUUUAGCGUUGAAGUUGAAGCUAUACAAGAUCCCGUAUCGAUAUCUAAUAACCAUUAUCAAUCAAUUAAUUUGAAAUGUUUUUCAUUAACAUGUUAUUCUGUUCUUGCAAGAUACGAAUUUACUAUUGUACAUCUUCUUCGUCGAAUGUUAUGCCUUGAAGAUUUAACCUUAUUUCUUGAUAUUUCGUCACAAUCACCGCUUAUCUAUGACGUUCGUGGCGAUGUCAGUGUUCAUCCAUCUACUAUUGAUAUUCAACAAAGCUUUGCAGAUUUCAAAUAUGGACAAGUGAGUUACAUGGUGGAUUAUGUUUAUUAUCCCCCUUUAUAUCGUGUCUUUUCACUUCCAACUAAAUUUCAGCGACUCACACGCAUUACAAAUAAUAUUCCAGAUAUGAUUUUUGACUCAGUUACUCAUGUGGAAUUACAUAAUGAAAAUGCAUUUAAACAUGAAUUUUUCGUUCGACUUGCUAAAGCAUUUCCAUUUCUUAAAACCUUAUCUAUUCACAACAUGUGGCCACCAUUUCUGCGCGAAAAACAAUAUCAUCUUUGCGAUAAAGAUUGGUGUUCGAUGAUUGAAUAUCGACAUCUUAGUUCUCUCGAUAUGACAAGUGCAAAUUCUUAUUACCUUAAACAUUUUCUUAAUCAAACAAAAACACGUCUACCUUCUUUAUCAAAAUUAAAAGUUCACUAUUAUCUUUUGAAAGCUGUGACAAACAAUUUUGCAAAAGAAGAAAUGCGACACAAUUGCUGUAGGGUAAAGCAAUUAGUCACUGAUUAUCCAAGAACUGAUUUAGAAAGUAUUCUUCGUUAUUUUCCUUCAUUGUUAAUCUGA